GGUAGCCUGUGAACUCAGCUGCCUCGUGGCGCAAGGAAAUGGAAUUUAUGUUGGGCCCGUCGGAGCAGUCGUCGUACUGCCACGUAGAGCGUCGCCUAAGCCGCAGUAGUUUAUCCUCUCCGGCGGAGGCUUUCCCUGCGUGCGAUCAGAGUGGGAACACGCUAGCUAUACAAGGGGGCGCGCCAACGAACCGACGCAGCAGCCACGAGCGCGCUCGGAGCUCGGAACAAGUGCGCGGGAGGCAGCAGAGCAGAGCACUCGCCGCUGUGUACUUCAAGAAAACACAAUCCCGCUGGGCGCUGGCGCCCGCGAAGUCUGGGCCGGCGGAUCUUGGCGGCAUCGAUCGGUGAGCCGAUCCCGCUGUCCCGGCGGCGGUCAGGAGCCAUACGCGCGGGAGCGCCCACCGGUACCGCGAUCCCUUUCGAGGGCCGGGCCGCCGGGGCAUGUGCCUUAGCAGGAGGGAGUAGCAAGCAACAGUGCGGGCGAGCCGCCCCUGCGCGGCCGUCUGAGCUGGUCGUUUGGAUUGCGCUUUUGUUGGCUUGCGCUCGGAACCUGGGCGGGGAGCAAGCGGGGGGAAUCUCUCGUGAGCUGGGUGUGCGGUGCCGAGUUGCGGCAGUUCCGGCGCUCGGCUCCUACGAAUCCGAUCGCCGCUGUUGCCUUCGCCGGGUUCGCUGCUUGUUUUCCGGCUCGAGGUUAAUCCGCGCGAAGUUUUCAGCGAAAGCUUAGCCCCUGUCCUCUUCGGGUCUGCACGUAAACCUCGCCCGUUUCCUCGAUCGGACACCGCAAUUUCCUGCUCUUUUGCCGCUAUAUGUCCUGCAAAGUUCCUUCCUUCAAUCUCGUUCGCUUUUGCCUCUUGGAGUCCAAUCGCCCCCUUGGGAUUCCACGUACAACUCGCCAUUCUUUUCUUCUUUGCCUACGGAACGAAAAGGUUGUAUGCGGUGUUUCCUUACUCCAGGCUUCUCGUUUGUUUGUUUCAAAAGCUCUUUUUUCUCGAGCUGGAAGCACACUUCGUUGUCUCAUCACUUAUCCAAAGUUGUCCUCUUCCUUCGCGUUCUGCGAUUUCUCAUCUGACUACAGUUUUGUUUCUCAUGCAACGUUUGGUUCAUUGUUUCUCUGUUUCAUGAACUCGCAUGUUGGUCUCCACUUGCUGUAACGCAUGCAGUCCUUUCGUUGACGCAUUUCUUCCUUGUUUCCAUUCUUGUGCGCAGAGAGUACUAACGGCAGCAUGAGGCGUAUCAUGAGAUGGUUCAAGCAGCUAUUCACGGGCAGAAAGGAAGCGCACAAAGGUCUCGAGGAGAACCAUGUCUCCAGAGAGUGGAGCGACGGGGCAGAGAAGGAGAAGAGGUGGAGCUUCGUGAGACAGAGGAAGAGCGGGGUUGACGGCGGCGGGCGGCCUUCUGGUCAGGCCGCCGUCGCUGCCGCGUCAGAGUCGCCGCAGGUGAAGUCAUGUCAUUCCUAUGAGGAGGAAGAUGUCAAAGUUCGAGAGGAGAAGGCGGCCAUCCUGAUCCAGAAAGCCUUCAGAGGCUACCUGGCUCGGAAAGCGCUUCGCGCUCUCAGGUCGCUCGUCAAGCUGCAGGCUCUGGUCCGAGGCUACCUGGUGAGGAAGCAGGCAGCCAUGACGUUGCACAGAUUGCAGACGCUCAUGCGGCUGCAAGCCGACUCCAUCGCCGUCAAGGCUUCCUACCGGAAGUCCAUGGAACAAGAAGAGAGGAUCUUUGCGCAGGAAGCCAGGGUGAGAACACCAACAACGCCGGUGCACCACCGGAGGCUGUCCGACAGCACGGACUCUAACUACGAGUGCAGCCCGCGGAUCGUGGAGAUGGACACGUGCCACCUCCGCUACCGGUCGUCCCGGAUGACCAGCCGGUACACCCCAGAUCACUCAUCGGAGUACCGCCUCCCGGCCCCGACACCGUCGUGCUCGCCGCUGCCCGGCAAGCAGCAUCCCGCGCGGCUCUCGUUCCGGCGGUCCAGCCACGAGCGCGACCCCCGGGGCUCCAAGACGGCGCAUAACACGCCCCGCUUCGCGUCCCACGACUCCUCGCCCGCCAAGAGCGUCGAGUACGGCCUAGUCACGCCGCGGCGCCCCGCGCAACGGGACGCGCUCGACAGCCCGCGGUACAUGGCGGGCACCGCGUCCUCCGCGGCGCGGACGCGGUGCCACAGCGCGCCCAGACAGCGGCAGACGGCAGUGUCGGCCGAGGCGCCGAGGACGAGCCUGACGCGUCCCGGGUCGAGGAGGUCGUGCUCGCAGGCGCACGGCGGCUUCUGCUUCCAGUGCUCGGACGCCGCACGGACAGGCUACUCCGAGCUCAGUGUCAGCGACGAGGCGGCCAGGGACUACUACCUGGAUAGCAUGUGGUGAUCACAUGACGUGAUGCAAAACUGGUGGCUUUGUUACAGCGUUUGUGUUUAGACCGUAGACAAAUAUCCGGAUGUGUACAUACUUUAGAUGCUAAAACAUCUAGCAGGUCAUGGCAUGAGUAAAAGAAUGACAAUUUUCUCAA
This is a messenger RNA of Phragmites australis (common reed), 2507 nucleotides long. RefSeq names its product protein IQ-domain 26-like. Bases 1226 to 2365 code for a protein of 379 amino acids. Gene Ontology annotation, molecular function: protein binding. The transcript has 4 exons. Lineage: Eukaryota; Viridiplantae; Streptophyta; Magnoliopsida; Poales; Poaceae. The record is from RefSeq and is a predicted model, not a curated record.